AUGUACAGAAACGAUCAUAGCCUUCUCCUCUCAAACUUAGUCUUAGUCUUUUAUCUUCUCUACUUCCCAUACUUAGUCUUCUCCGAGACUCCGUGCCCAUACCCGUGUUAUCCGCCGCCCAUUGCCGGUGGCUCCUCUACGCCCACCAUGACUCAACCACCGCCAUUUCCUCCUCCAGCCGUUAAUUACCCUUCUCCAGCUGGGAAUUUACCAAACUAUCCUUCUCCACCGGACAGUAGUGAAGGCAGUAGUAGUGGAAGCAGCUUCUAUGGUACUCCUCCACCGCCGGACGCUAUUUUGCCAUACUUUCCCUACUACUUUAGAAAACCUCCUCACCAAACGGAUCAAACGUCGUCGUCUUCACUCGUGGAGGUUCCAUGGCAGUUCACGGUGAGGAUUGUAGUCAUUUGGCUUUGCUUAAGUAAUUUUAUAGUGGAAAAAGUUUCGUCUGCUCUAUAG
This is a messenger RNA of Microthlaspi erraticum, 459 nucleotides long. The record is from the annotation of a GenBank genome assembly. Lineage: Eukaryota; Viridiplantae; Streptophyta; Magnoliopsida; Brassicales; Brassicaceae.